Molecule: messenger RNA, 1701 nt
Organism: Serendipita indica DSM 11827
Lineage: Eukaryota; Fungi; Basidiomycota; Agaricomycetes; Sebacinales; Serendipitaceae
Source: the annotation of a GenBank genome assembly
AUGGCAUUUUCAGUACCUAUUCAAGAGAGUGCUCCGCACAUCUACAUCUCGGCGCUUCCGUUCACACCUACAGAAUCGCAUCUGCAUAUUGAGGGGUUAGAUAUGUAUAAGAACACUCUCAAAGUGACUAAAGGGCUGGAGAAGACAUACCGGGGACUUCCAGAAGCGCUUCGGGGACAUACAAAUGGAGUCACGGCAAUCGCAUUUUCACCAGAUGGCUCACGCAUUGUCUCUGGAUCGGAUGAUAAGACGAUUCGACUAUGGGAUGCGGAGACGGGCCAGUCGUUGGGAGAACCAUUCCGAGGCCACACAAACUCGGUCACCGCCGUCGCAUUCUCACCAGACGGCUCGCGAAUCGUCUCUGGAUCGUAUGAUAAGACGAUUCGACUAUGGAAUGCGGAGACGGGCCAGUCGUUGGGAGACCCACUCCGAGGCCACACAAACUUGGUCACCGCCGUCGCAUUCUCACCAGACGGCUCGCGAAUCGUCUCUGGCUCGCACGAUCAUACGAUUCGAAUAUGGAAUGCGGAGACGGGCCAGUCGUUGGGAGACCCACUCCGAGGCCACACAAACUCGGUCAGCGCCGUCGCAUUCUCACCAGACGGCUCGCGAAUCGUCUCUGGCUCGCACGAUCAUACGAUUCGACUAUGGAAUGCGGAGACGGGCCAGUCGUUGGGAGACCCACCCGAGGCCACAAACCGGUCAGCCGCCGUCGCAUUCUCUCCAGACGGCUCGCGAAUCGUCUCUGCUUCGCAGGAUAAGAUGAUUCGGCUAUGGGAUGGAAAAACCGGUCAGCCACUACUUGGAGGGCCAUUAAAAGGGCACGACAACGCGGUCGUGAGCGCCAUUUUCUCUCCAGACGGCUCUCGAAUCAUUUCUGGCUCGAAAGACCAGACGAUUCGAGUAUGGAAUGCGGAGACGGGCCAGUCGUUGGGAGACCCACUCCGAGGCCACACAAACUCGGUCACCGCCGUCGCAUUCUCACCAGACGGCUCGCGAAUCGUCUCUGGCUCGGACGAUCAUACGAUUCGAAUAUGGAAUGCGGAGACGGGCCAGUCGUUGGGAGACCCACUCCGAGGCCACACAAACUCGGUCACCGCCGUCGCAUUCUCACCAGACGGCUCGCGAAUCGUCUCUGGCUCGCACGAUCAUACGAUUCGACUAUGGAAUGCGGAGACGGGCCAGUCGUUGGGAGACCCACUCCGAGGCCACACAAACUCGGUCAGCGCCGUCGCAUUCUCACCAGACGGCUCGCGAAUCGUCUCUGGCUCGCACGAUCAUACGAUUCGACUAUGGAAUGCGGAGACGGGCCAGUCGUUGGGAGACCCACUCCGAGGCCACACAAACUCGGUCAGGGCCGUCGCAUUCUCACCAGACGGCUCGCGAAUCGUCUCUGGCUCGUGGGAUAACACGAUUCGACUAUGGAAUGCGGAGACGGGCCAGUCGUUGGGAGACCCACUCCGAGGCCACACAAACUCGGUCAGCGCCGUCGCAUUCUCACCAGACGGCUCGCGAAUCGUCUCUGGCUCGGACGAUCAUACGAUUCGAAUAUGGAAUGCGGAGACGGGCCAGUCGUUGGGAGACCCACUCCGAGGCCACACAAACUCGGUCACCGCCGUCCUUCUCACCAGGCGGCUCGCAAAUUCGUCUCUCGGCUCGGAUGAUCACGAUUCGACUAUGGAAUGCGGAGACGGGCCAGUC